Zophobas morio is the source of this 3484-nucleotide messenger RNA. RefSeq names its product monocyte to macrophage differentiation factor 2. Gene Ontology annotation, cellular component: membrane. NCBI's taxonomy places the organism in Eukaryota, Metazoa, Arthropoda, Insecta, Coleoptera, Tenebrionidae. Gene Ontology annotation, molecular function: pore-forming activity. The record is from RefSeq and is a predicted model, not a curated record. Bases 215 to 1000 code for a protein of 261 amino acids. The transcript is spliced from 5 exons.
UGGUACUUUUGCGGGCUUCAUAAGUCAGAUAAAUGAUUUCAAUUAAAAUCAAUGAACCUAAAGUAACUUCAAACAACAUAAUAAUCAUAAUAAGUGUGCUGGAAUCUGAACAUAAAUGAUAAAUGAUGUGAGUCUGAGCUGAGUGGUUUGUUUAGUUGGAAACUAUAGUAGUUGUCGCGAAGUAGGUGGCGAGAAAUUCUUAGGAUUGAAAACUAUGGGAAUGAUAAGUAACACUGUCAUCCAACAGUGUUGCUUCUAUUUCAACAAAGUCAUCUCUCUGGACACCUGGAAAAGGAUACAAUGGAUGAACAAAAAAGCCCCGCCGCACCAAGCUUACAACCCAGCACCCAUCGAGCACGUAGCCAAUGUGCUCACCCAUGGUGUGUGGGUCGUUCCGAGCGUCCUGGCCACACUCGAAUUGCUAGAAAGAUCUCAUAAUGGUGCUCAAACGUUGUCGGCGCUGGUCUAUGGGGCCACACUUGUGUUUCUGUUUAGCAUCUCGACUUCCUUUCAUUGUAGUUUUUUCUGUAAUCAACGUGGAAAGCUCAAAGAUGUCCUCCAUCGAUGUGAUAGAGCUAUGAUUUACGUUUUCAUAGCCGGAUCUUAUUUCCCAUGGUUAACCCUCGAACCACUCCCCCAAGAGGGAUGGGCUUCCUCCAUGAAUUGGUUCGUGUGGUUUUUGGCAAUUCUGGGCAUAAUCUACCAGCAAACCUUCCAUGAAAAGUACAAGAGUUUAGAAACGUGCUUCUACUUGGUGAUGGGAAUAGGUCCCGGUCUUUUAAUUAUAUCAGAGCAUGAGUUUCCCGGGCUGUCGGAGGUGAAAAUCGGCGGCGCCGUCUAUGUUAUAGGGGUAAUGUUUUUUAAGAGUGAUGGGGUUGUACCAUGUGCCCAUGCCAUCUGGCAUUUGUUUGUCGCGAUGGCAGCGGGCGUGCACUAUUUUGCCAUAAGGAACCACUUAUAUCCAGCGAUUCCGUAUGCCAAUUCUGUUCAGUUUAGUUAAUAGGGUAGGAAAUAACUCUGGGAACAAAUGAUUAUUAUUAGUUGUAAUUAGUACGUUGUAGACCUUAAAGUCAGUGAUGGCGCGAAAUUAAGUCACUGUUUUCUGGGCGAUUUGAGAUUAUAGGUGUAUUCUCAGAUACAGGGAUGUUCGUAAUUUUUUUGAUAUUUAUGUGACGAUCUGUUUGUACCAAAGUAGAGUACCAAAUGUCUCAUUAAUAGAAAUUGUGAUUUAGAGGGUUGUGACUCAAAGGCGACAUUAUUACGUGAAAUUCCUGAUAAAUAAAUGCCGAUGUGUUGCACAAUAGUAAAGUUUUAUCUCCUACUACUUUAACUAUGACGUUAAAGUAUUCAAUAGAAACACUGUUGAAGAUUAUGAAGCUUGCUAUAUUUUUAUUGUUGUUAUAGCGACAUAAAUAGUAGCUGUUACUUAUGUCAUCGUUUUGCUAGUUAUUCAUUAUGAUAAACAAAAUGGCUGAUGUUCGUCCUAAACAAUGCCCAGUGUAGGAUUUUAAAUCUUUUAUGACCUGACGGAAGUAGAUGAAUUUGAUGUGAAUGAUUAAAUGUCCCAGAAGAGACAAAGUACAGCAGGAAAUACAUUUCCUAAGAUGAAGAUGUUUUAUUAACUUUCAGGGUAAUGGAUAAAGCAGCAUUAUUUGAUAUUCCCAUUUACCGUUUUAUUAACAAUUUUUAAAUCGGAGUGUACAUUAAGAUAACAUAAACCCCACCUAUUUUUUAGUGGUACACUAAUGAAAAAAUAUUUUCUUUUUACAAGAAUAAAACUUUUGGGGAUUGUUUCCUAGUUAGAGUAGAAUUAAUUGUUUUAAAUAUCUUUUUAUGCGAUGAUUGUUCCCAAAAAAUGUUGUAAACAUCUAACAAAAAAAGAGCUUCCUCUAUAAAUAUACUAAAUAAGUACAAAAUACAACAUGAGCAAAAAUAGUAUGGUUUAAUCAGCUAAAUAACGAAUAUUAUUAGCAAAUUGUGUUUCUAAACACCUCAAAAUUUUGACCUUUUUGGGAAAUUACUUCGAGCAUAGGAUUUCCAAAAGAUUAAUUAAAAUUAAUGUGCUCAAGUCAACUGUGACUUUCCAAAAAUAUUCGUUGUCUUUUAGAAAAAGACAGAAAUACUGGGAUACGAAUGUGAAUAAAAAAAGGAAGCAUAGUAAAAUUAUUUGCUCAAGUCUUGAAUAUUCAAUUGAGAUGAAACUAGGUUUAUGACGUGAUUACCAGAAGUCUGGUAUAUUUUAUGAUUUAUGUAUGAUGAAAUCAGAUAACUUGCGAAAAUUCCAGGAUUGUAUUUAGGAAGAUAGGUGGUCUAACAUAAAAACACACAGUAAGUUAAUAUUCAUAUUACUGUAAGUGACCUUUAAAACACUUCAGUUGAAUUCGUUAUAAAAUAAAGCAAGUUCGGCUCUGUUUGCCGUGUGUCCACCCAUUAUGAGUUUAAAAUACUCACUGGUGUCAUUCUAAUAUUCAUUUUUAGCAAUGUAUUGCGUCAGAGUUCAAUUAGACGUAGGUAAUUAUAGUACGUGAUAAAGAACUGACUCAAACUUUAUUCAAAUAAAGUCUAAACUAAAAAAUCUAGAGAAACUAAAUUGAAACAUUUUCUUUUAUAAAAUUUAAUGUUGGUAAUACUCGUAAAAAGUCUAUAAGGGACGUUGUAUGCACAAAUUUAAACAUUUUGAUCACCUGAUAGUAGUUUCUCGACAAAUAUUUAGAAUAAUAGUUGUGAUACACAAAAAAGAAAUGUGCCAAAUUUUUAUUAUAUGGUGCGAAAGUUAACAAUAAUAAACUUGAUCUGAAUAAUUUGUAAUCGAGUCAUCCCUAUUGGUCUGUUGCCAAGUAUAAGUAGCUGAAUUCUAACUUGAUUACAAAAUAUUUUGGUUGUACACAUUUCUUUGACAUGUUUUACAUGUUUGUGAAACUGCCGAUGUAAAUAUUAAAGGUACUUUCGCAAGACAGAGUUACAGGAAGAAACAGGUAUUGAGUACUAGUACCUAUAUUGUUGUAUGUACAUAGUGUGACAAGUAUUUUCUUUGAUUAACGUACUAAUGUCGCUUUUGGGAACACGUUUUCACAAAACCCAAGAAAGGGAGCAACUGUAUGCUCGUAUUUCGACUCUUCCACUGAGUAGAAAGUAGAUGUCUCCUACACCAAAAGUACUGCUCAAUCUACCGAUUUUUAAAAUCAAGGAAUUUAAAUGUAAUUGUCAAACAAUCAAUGUACUGUGAAAGAAUACUCACUUUCAAACCUAUGAAUUUUAACGUGUUAGACACUGUUUGGUCCGAUUCUGAUCACAACGGGAUGUUAAUUAUACCCAGAAUCGGACUAAAAAAAUAGAAGUCAGUAUUAAUAGAUAAACUCUCCAAGCUUUUAUUGUUGUUGUUUGUAUCAGACUGAUGCAAAUCUCACUACCAGUGAUUUUCAUCUUCCAAAGAAGCUCCACUAUUUUAUUUGUAAAUUGUAAAUACAAUAAACGGAUAUGUGUA